This is a messenger RNA of Poeciliopsis prolifica (blackstripe livebearer), 1849 nucleotides long. It is a transcript of the gene rxraa, whose product is annotated as retinoid X receptor, alpha a. The record is from RefSeq and is a predicted model, not a curated record. Gene Ontology annotation, biological process: response to retinoic acid; negative regulation of transcription by RNA polymerase II; anatomical structure development. Bases 91 to 1596 code for a protein of 501 amino acids. Gene Ontology annotation, cellular component: nucleus; RNA polymerase II transcription regulator complex. Gene Ontology annotation, molecular function: zinc ion binding; retinoic acid-responsive element binding; nuclear receptor activity. The transcript has 11 exons. Lineage: Eukaryota; Metazoa; Chordata; Actinopteri; Cyprinodontiformes; Poeciliidae.
AGGUCCGGUUCGCUUUGCUCCAGCAGCCGCCUGUGAGAAAACUCCCCGAACGCGGUCGUCAGCUGGCAUGAGCUAACCUCCGAGUCCGACAUGGAAACCAAACCGUUCCUGUCAUUGGGGUUUUUGAAGCCCCAGUGCUCAUUGGCUCCCCCCAUGCAACGAGGUCGUCCGUCUGAGGCCUGUUCAUGUUUCAGUGGUGUUUGUCCCCUCCAUCAGCGUCGCCUGUCCUCAGAUUCUUCAGGACAGGUGACCUCCUCACCUUUAGGCUCUCCAACUUCCCAUCGUGGAAUGCAUCCCUCUUUGCUGAGCCCCACCUCCAUGGGCCCCUCCGGCUCUCUCCAUUCUCCCAUCAGCACCCUGAGUUCACCAAUGAACGGCCUCACCUCACCCUUCUCGGUCAUUAGCUCCCCUAUGGGGCCGCACUCCAUGAACUCACCUGGCAUGGGCUACGGCCCCAGCAUCAGCCCACAGUUGAACUCUCCGAUGAACUCGGUCAGCAGCACGGAGGACAUUAAGCCCCCGCUGGGCCUCAAUGGCGUGAUGAAGGUGCCCGCUCAGCCCUCAGGCACGGCUCUGUCGCUCACCAAGCACAUCUGCGCCAUCUGCGGCGACCGCUCCUCAGGAAAACACUACGGUGUCUACAGUUGUGAAGGCUGCAAAGGCUUCUUCAAACGAACCGUUCGCAAGGACUUGACCUACACCUGCCGUGACAACAAGGACUGUGUUAUCGACAAGCGCCAGAGGAACCGCUGUCAAUACUGCCGCUACCAGAAGUGCUUGGCCAUGGGCAUGAAGAGAGAAGUUUUGUUACAUGCAGCCGUCCAGGAGGAGCGCCAGCGAGCCAAGGACAAGAAUGAGAACGAGGUGGAGUCCACCAGCUGCGCGAACGAGGACAUGCCCGUGGAGAAGAUCCUGGAGGCCGAGGAGGCGGUGGAGCCCAAAACCGAGACCUACAUCGAGACCAACCUGGGGAUGCCGUCCAACUCGCCCAACGACCCAGUGACAAAUAUCUGUCAGGCAGCAGACAAACAGCUUUUUACUCUGGUGGAGUGGGCCAAGAGGAUUCCCCACUUCUCGGAGCUGCCGCUGGACGACCAGGUCAUCCUGCUACGAGCAGGUUGGAAUGAACUCCUCAUUGCAUCAUUUUCGCACCGUUCCAUCGCAGUAAAGGACGGGAUUCUGCUGGCGACGGGACUGCACGUGCAUCGCAACAGCGCCCAUAGUGCCGGAGUGGGAGCCAUCUUUGACAGGGUGCUCACAGAGCUGGUGUCAAAAAUGAGAGACAUGCAGAUGGAUAAGACUGAGCUGGGCUGCCUCCGAGCCAUCGUCCUUUUCAACCCAGACUCUAAAGGUUUGUCCAACCCAGGUGAGGUGGAAGCGCUGAGAGAGAAAGUCUACGCAUCUUUAGAGGCUUACUGCAAACAGAAAUACCCAGAGCAGCCAGGCAGGUUCGCUAAGCUGUUGCUGCGGUUACCAGCGCUGCGCUCCAUCGGACUCAAGUGUUUGGAGCACCUUUUCUUCUUCAAGCUGAUUGGCGACACACCCAUCGACACCUUCCUGAUGGAGAUGCUAGAAGCUCCUCAUCAAAUGACAUAAUAGGAGUGACCCCUCCUGACCCUCGGCGUCAUGGGCCCCCGAGCCCCCGUCCCACACUUAAACCCCCAACAUGCAUCACCCCAGCUGCCUUGGAUCCAGAACAUCUACGAAAGGGCAGACUUAAAAAAUAAACGACAAAAAGAAAACAUCUCCCUUCUUGCUUUUGUCCCUCCAUCCAUCUUCUCUGUUCACCAUCUCUGAAGUGUUUCAAAACGAGGAAUCCAUCAUGAAUAUGGGUCUCUUUUAUACCUUG